ACGAAUUCGCAUCUGUUCGCUGCAGCUAUAUUUGAUAAUCAUCCACGCAGUGCCUGCCUCCUGAACUACUACAGUUUGUUCCAGAGAUUGCAAAGGAAAGAGUGUCUAGAGUGUGGCGAGAUCUGAAAGAGACAAUACAUUUCAUUGCCGUACUAUUACCUGCAUAGCAUUCGUCGAGGUCCCGGGGUUUUAUAGCAACCUUCAAGGGACGUUUAACCAGAAGGAGGAUGGCUUACAGGCGUCGCUUGAAGAACAAGAAACCUCCAGCAGGCUGGGAACUGAUUGAGGAAGUCAUUGAGGAUUUUGAGGCCCAGCUGAAGGAGGCAGUCAACGAGGAGCAUGAGGGCAGGCGGAAGAAUGAGCUGACAUGGAAGAUCAACCGCAUCCACUGGGAAAAGAAUCGGUUCAUCUAUGACGUGAUGUACGUCCGUAAAGCCAUGCAACGAGACUUGUACGAUUGGCUGGUCCGUGAGAAGAUAGCAGACGGCGCGCUCAUCUCCAAGUGGCGCAAGCCUGGCUACGAGAUCUUGUGUUCCAUGCUGGCCAUCCAGAAGGGCAACCACAACUUCGGCACCACAUCUCAUUGCAGGGUGCCGAUGGCGCUGCGGGGCGCGCAGCAGCGCAUAACGCCGGACGUGCAGAUUGGAUGCAUCUCAUGUGCCAGCGGGGACGGCAAAUUUGGCCAGCCGGUCUGGUGGAACACCCCCCUAGACGAGGACGACGUCCCCGACGCGGCCGAGCAGCACCGGGCGC
Coccomyxa subellipsoidea C-169 is the source of this 753-nucleotide messenger RNA. Its product is annotated as G10 protein. The annotation marks the transcript as partial. NCBI's taxonomy places the organism in Eukaryota, Viridiplantae, Chlorophyta, Trebouxiophyceae, Coccomyxaceae. Gene Ontology annotation, cellular component: spliceosomal complex; nucleus. The transcript has 3 exons. The record is from RefSeq and is a predicted model, not a curated record. Gene Ontology annotation, biological process: mRNA splicing, via spliceosome.